AUGCUAGACACAUACCAGCUCAACCUCGCCGCCCUCCUCCUAGCCUGCGGCGUACUCGUCGCGACGCGCCCCUCCGCCAAGACCAAGACCAGGCCUCCCGCCGCCAACACCACGACCACAUCAAAGGCAAAGGCAGACAGCAGCAACAAUGCCGCAUCGAGGGCAAGGGCAGAAAGCCCGUCGUCGUCCCAGACCUCCUUCUUCCUCGUCUACGCCCUCGUCAUGGCCUCCGACUGGCUCCAGGGCCCCUUCCUCUACAGCCUCUACCGCGACGAGCACGCCCUGCCGCCGCACCUGGUCCCCGCCCUCUUCACGACGGGCUUCCUCGCCGGCGCCCUCUCGGCGCCCUUCAUCGGCGCCCUCGCCGACGCCCACGGCCGCCCGCGCCGCCUGCCUCGUCUUCUGCCUCGCCUCGGCGUCCUCGAGUCUGCUGACGGCCUACCCGGCGCCCGGGGCCGCCCCACCGCGGGUCGGCUGGCGGCCGGGCGCCGAUGCGCGUCGCGCUGCUGUUCGUCGGCCGGGCGCUCGGCGGGCUGGCGACGAAGGCACGGGCGGCGCGGGGGCGAGAGGGCCCAGAGCGUGGCGGGGGGCGGCGAUCUCUCGGCGACGUUUGGGCUCAUGAGUACCGUCAACAGCGUCGUGGCCAUUGUCAGCGGCCUCGCGAGCGAGUGGCUCGUCGGGCUCGUCGGGACGUCGAGGGCGCCGUUUGGCGCGAGCGCCCUCCUCGUCGGCGUGGCAGCCGUGUGCAUGCUCGUGGCAUGGAACCAGGACGAGAACUACGGCGCCACAGCGACGCCCUCCACGUCCGACGCGAAAAAGCAGGAGACGACGGCGACUGUGUCCCUGUGGAACACCCUCACCACGCCCGGCAUGCUCGCCCUGGCCGUGGCCUCCACAGCCUUCGAGGGCUCCAUGUACCUCUUCGUCGUCCUCUGGGCGCCCGUCCUGGAAUCCGCCGCCGCCUCGUCCGCAUCCUCUCCAGCACCCCUCCCCUACGGCCUCAUCUUCGCCUCCUUCAUGUCGGCGACCCUGCUCUCGUCCCUCGCCUAUCCACGCCUGACCGCCCACCUGGCCCCGCCCACACUGCUCGCCCUGCUGCUGGCGACGGCCUCGCUCCUCCUGCACGCCCUCGCCUCCCGCCCCGCGGGCCCGCAGCCCGCCUUCUGGCUCUUCUGCGCCUUCGAGGCCGUCGUCGGCGCCUACUUCCCCGCCCAGGCGACGCUCAAAAACGCCCUCGUCCCCGACGCCGUCCGCGGCCGCGCCUACGCCGCCCUGCGCGUGCCGCUCAACGUCUUCGUCGUGCUGAGCCUGCAGCUCAUGGGCGAGGGGUCCGCCGACGCCGCGGGCCGUGUCUUUGCCGUCUGCGCGCUGCUCCUGCAGGUCGGUGCCGCGGGCGUGUGGGUCGUCGGCCGGCGGACCGGUGCCUCUUGA
Molecule: messenger RNA, 1431 nt
Organism: Verticillium alfalfae VaMs.102
Lineage: Eukaryota; Fungi; Ascomycota; Sordariomycetes; Glomerellales; Plectosphaerellaceae
Product: major facilitator superfamily domain-containing protein
Exons: 3
Coding region: 1-1431 (476 amino acids)
Biological process (GO): molybdate ion transport
Cellular component (GO): membrane
Molecular function (GO): molybdate ion transmembrane transporter activity
Source: RefSeq, a predicted model, not a curated record